AGGCCUCCAAUUGCCUCCCUCUCUCUCUUUCGCUCUCUCUCCGGCCACGGUCGUCGCUGCGCCGCCGCACAGAGGCCGGGGCGUGGACGCUACACGCAUCCGUCUCUCCUCCUGCUGGCCGCGCUGUCUUCCUAUUCUCCAAGGCUUGAUUGGGGGAAUGUGAUGUGAUACCGUCAGCGAUGGUCCGUCAACCGACAGGGAGAUUUCGUCGGGCGUCUGGCGGGCUGGACCAACGAGACGACGACCGGCCACUUCUUUCUCGCUGGGCGGCUCAAGAAAUCGCAGGUUUCCACGCAGUCCCUGUCGUUCGGGCUCAAAUUGUCGUUACGUCACAGGCGAGUAGUUCUUUGACUAAUCUUUGAUUGAUUUGGCAGUUGACUGUUGCAGUUUGAUAUCUGAUAGUGAUUUGUCCGCAGGCGGUGGCUCAACUGCUCGGUGAGAGUGAAAUAUGGCUAAUCGAGGCCCUUUACUUGCUUUCCUGUUGACGACUUGAGUAGCCUUGAAGUUUGCAGUAGUGUGCCUUGUGCAAUUCCGCACUUCUUUUCCUAUGAUUUCAUAAGUGCUUCAUGUCUUUAAUUUAAUCUUGACAGAUUCAGUGAUCUUUCAAAUCUGCUCUGUGCAAUUUGAGAACCCCCUGUCUUUUGGCAUGACCGCACACUAGCUAGACAAGGACUGCUGCUUAGAGGUCACAUUAUUACUAGCUAGUUGUUUUCCUCCCUUUUAUUGGAGAGUGCUCAUCUUUUCCUUGCUCAUGUGUGCUUGGCAGUAAGCAUCUUUAAGAGGCUAUACUCCCUAAACCUGCUCCUUUGGAAGGCACUAUAUUUGCUAAUUUAUUUAGCAUUGUUUAGCUUGUUGGAAACUGGGGCUGAUUGGUAUGAAGUAUAAACAAUGUGAAAUAAUAUUCUAGUCUGUACUGCUCAAACAACUCUCACUGUCCUAUGUUGAAUUAUAAUUUUUUUCAGGUCAUGGGCGUUCAUAUUGUCACAUAUUACUGAAAAAAAUGGGCCACUGUGGAAACAGGUCCAGUUUACAUAGUAGUCAUCUUAGUAGACACUGACAGAUCCUCUAGUGGUUUGACUAAUCAUAGAUUCCCUUAAGAAAAUCUUUACAACUUUGCUCUAAACCUAUCACCUUAUUUAUCUAUUCUUUUUAAUCUUAAGGUUCCAUGUCCUUUCCCUGAAUAUUAUAAUUUAGGUAUAUGACCUGUGAUGUUUGUCUUCUGCAUUCACCUAAAUUAUUUUUAGGGAUAUACAAAUCUUUUAUCAUUAGGUGGCUUCACUAGUAAGACACACAUUUUAUCAGCUUUAUCUUCUAACUAGUUGAUUGACCUUGCAAUGUGGGUGAUUCACACUUUUUUCACACUUGCAUUCUUGACCACUUGACUAGUCUUGAAAUGCUUUUUGUGCACCUUUUUUUAUGCAUCAAGGAAGUGAUUGUUGUGUACACCUUACCUGGCUUACCUGCUUACUCCUUUUAUUCUGUUCUUAUACUUCAGUCGCUUCCUUUUCUUGUGCAUGUGGAGUUGACUUACUGAGCAUGUAUAAGAAGAGCCCUCAGACAUGAAAGUUGCACAGGCACAAAUACUGACACCAGAAUACCAGAUGCAGUGAGGGGUGGGGGAUGGAAGCUAUUGUGUGUGCAUCACAUGGAGCCAUGGGCUCCUUGCUGUGGAAGCUGGGUGCAUUGCUCUCUGAUGAGUACAAGCUUCUAAGUAGUGUGAAGGUGGAUAUGAUGUUCCUUAAAGCUGAGCUUGAGGUCAUGCAUGCUUUCCUGAAGAAGAUGUCGGAGGUGGAGGUUCCUGAUGAGCAGUCCAAGUGCUGGAUGAAGGAGGUGCGGGAGCUGUCCUACGACAUUGAGGACAGCAUCGACAGUUUCAUAUUUUCUCUUGGUUGUGAGUCCAACAGCGAACCUAGAGGCUUCAAGGGGUUUGUUGGUAGGUGCUUGAACUUGUUUGCCGAUGCUAAGACACGUCAUUGGAUUGCCAAGAAGAUCCAACGUCUCAAAUGCCAUGUUAUAGAGGCUAGCAAUCGGCGUGGGAGGUACAGGGUUGAUGAUGCUGUCCCCAGAUUGAGUAGAACAAGCAUAGACCCUCGCUUGCCGGCAUUGUACACUGAGACAACAAGGCUUGUUGGUGUUGAUGGCCCAAGGGACAAACUUAUCAAGUUGCUAACAGAAAGAGAGGGCACAACGACACAGCUGAGUGUGGUCUCCAUUGUUGGAUUUGGUGGGCUUGGGAAGACUACUCUUGCCAAUGAAGUGUACCAGAAGCUUGAAGGGCAAUUUGACUACAGAGCUUUUGUGUCAGUGUCACAAAAACCUGACAUUAAGAAGAUAUUGAGGCAUAUACUCUGCCAGUAUAGUUGCCGAGAGUGUGGCAACAAUGAAAUAUGGGAUGAGCAGCAACUCAUCAACACAACAAGGCAGUUCCUUAAGGAUAAGCGGUACUUUAUUGUAAUUGAUGAUAUAUGGAGCAUAUCAGCAUGGAGAACUAUCAGAUGUGCUUUUCCUGAAAAUAAUUGUUCCAGUAGAAUAUUGACAACUACUCGCAUCAUCACAGUCGCUAAGUAUUGUUGCUCUCCUCACCGCGACCAUGUUUAUGAACUGAAGCCUCUCGAUGCAGCUCACUCUAAGAGCUUAUUUUUUAAUAGAAUUUUUGGUUCUGAAGAUAGAUGUCCUCUUCAUCUGAAAGAAGUUUCCAAUGGAAUAUUGAAAAAAUGUGGUGGCUUACCAUUGGCAAUCAUUACCGUAGCUAGUUUAUUGGUCACUAAAGCUAUUACAAAAGAAGAAUGGGAGAAGAUGCUGAAGUCUAUUGGUUCAGCACUUGAAAAAGAUACAGAUAUGGAAGAGAUGAAGAAGAUUCUUUUGCUUAGUUACAAUGAUCUCCCCUACCACUUGAAGACAUGCUUGUUAUAUCUAGGUGUGUUUCCUGAAGAUUAUGAGAUUAAGAGGGAUCGACUGAUAAGAAGAUGGAUUGCUGAAGGUUUUAUCACUACAGAAGGUGGACAAGACAUGGAGGAAAUAGGAGAAUGCUAUUUCAAUGAACUUAUCAACAGGAGCAUGAUUCAGCCUGUUGGAAUUCAGUAUGAUGGUCGGGCUGAUGCUUGCCGUGUCCAUGAUAUGAUUCUUGAUCUCAUCAUAUCCAAAUCAGUUGAAGAAAACUUUCUAACCUUAUGUGGUGAUGGAAAUCACAAGCUGUUGCAACAGGAUAAGGUUCGUCGGCUAUCCAUCAAUUAUCAUGCUCGAGAUGAUAUUAUAGUACCAACAAAUAUGAUUGUUUCUAAUGUUCGAUCCCUCACUAUAUUUGGGUAUGAUGAGAAUAUGCCUGGUCUUUCCAACUUUCUACUCUUGCGAGUUCUGGAUCUAGAAAAUAGAGUGGUGCUGGAAUACAAUUACCUUAGACACAUAGGUAGGCUUUCUCAGUUGAGGUACCUCCGACUCAGUUCAAGAAGAAUAACUGCACUUCCUGAACAAAUAGGAGAUCUACAAAACUUGCAGACCUUAGAUCUGAGGUGGACAAGGAUUAAAAGAUUGCCACAGAGUGUUGUCCUCCUACGACGAUUGACAUGCUUGUUGGUUAACAGUUUAGAAUUGCCUGAAGGAAUUGGAAAUAUGCAAGCUCUACAGGAGUUAUCAGAGAUUGAAAUUAACUGUCAUACAUCAGUGUCCUCUUUGCUGGAACUGGGCAAAUUGACUAAUAUAAGAAUUCUUGGGCUAAAUUGGUGCAUCCUCGAUACAAAUUAUGUAACAAAAAUCCAUGCAGAUAGUUUGGUUAUGUCCCUCUGCAAAUUAGGCAUGCUCAAUCUUCGAUCGAUACAGAUUCAAAGCUAUCAUAGUUGUUCCCUUGAUUUCUUAAAGGAUUCUUGGUUUCCUCCUCCUCGUCGCCUCCAAAUAUUUGAUAUGUCCAUAGAUUACCAUUUCCCCAGAAUUCCAAACUGGAUAAUCUCACUGGAGUACCUCAGUUACCUAGACAUAUAUCUUACUCCAGUGGAUGAGGAAUCAUUUCGAACCCUGGGGGAUUUGCCCUCUCUGUUGUUCCUCUGGAUAUCCUCAAGAGAAGCAAAGCCUAAAGAAGGGGUUAUUGUCAGCAGCAAUGGUUUCCGCUGUCUGAAGGAGUUCUACUUCACCUGUUGGGAAAUUGGUACAGGGCUGUCUUUUGAACCAGGAGCCAUGCCAAUGCUUGAAAAACUGCGGAUUCCAUUCAACGCGCAUGGUGUGUGCUCUUUGCACGGUGUUCUGGAUUCUGGAAUCUGGCACCUCUGUUCCCUAAGGCAUCUCCAUGUCGAGAUUAUUUGUCAUGGUGCGAGGCUUAAGGAGGUGGAGGCCGUGGAGGAAGCUGUCAAGAAUGCAGCCAGCUACCUUUCUGAUGAGCUCUUCCUUGAUGUAAGAAGAUGGGACGAAGAAGAGAUUUUGAAGGACGAGGAGCAUAAACUGGAGGAAGAGGAGUUUAGUUCUUAUGAUUCAAAAAGCAUAACUCAAUACUGAAGUUUGAUUUCUUCUCUUAAUCACAAGCAUGCACAUGUAUUUCUGUUUCUACUGACUAGCACAUUGUAGGGUGCCUACACUAUUGACUUUAGCGCUUGUGAAGAGCUGAUUCGGCACGAUCAUGAUUCAAACAAAUUAGUGGUCCAUUAUAUUCAGUGACACAAUAAUUUGUUCUUCCUUUUUCAAAUUUGAAGUUUGGGAAAAUAUACUAGAUGCAACUGCAAGCAUUU
Messenger RNA from Sorghum bicolor (sorghum), 4712 nucleotides. RefSeq names its product putative disease resistance RPP13-like protein 3. The coding region runs from base 1621 to 4482 and encodes 953 amino acids. Gene Ontology annotation, molecular function: ADP binding. Lineage: Eukaryota; Viridiplantae; Streptophyta; Magnoliopsida; Poales; Poaceae. The transcript has 2 exons. Gene Ontology annotation, biological process: defense response to other organism. The record is from RefSeq and is a predicted model, not a curated record.